Messenger RNA from Elgaria multicarinata webbii, 806 nucleotides. It is a transcript of the gene CDIP1, whose product is annotated as cell death inducing p53 target 1. Gene Ontology annotation, biological process: intrinsic apoptotic signaling pathway in response to DNA damage by p53 class mediator. The record is from RefSeq and is a predicted model, not a curated record. Lineage: Eukaryota; Metazoa; Chordata; Lepidosauria; Squamata; Anguidae. Gene Ontology annotation, cellular component: nucleus; cytoplasmic side of lysosomal membrane; cytoplasmic side of late endosome membrane. The transcript has 5 exons. The coding region runs from base 125 to 718 and encodes 197 amino acids. Gene Ontology annotation, molecular function: zinc ion binding.
GCGUGCGGGGGGGGGGGCGGUUGUGGCGGGCUCGAAUCCCGCGUCGUCCGGCGAGCCCCGGCUGCGGAGAGGCGGGAGAGCCCCGCGGGGCCCGAGCGUCCGGCAGUAAGGCCAGUCCCAAAGCAUGUCCAGUGACCCUCCUCCACCCUACCCGGGGGGCCCAUCUGCACCGCUCAUCGAAGAGAAGGAUGGUUCCCCUUUCCCAGCAGGCGGCGUCUCGCCCGGCAUGGUGCAGCAGCCGCCUUCGGACGUUGGGCCCCCGCCAUACGAACCGCCUCUGCACCCAGGCUAUGUGCCUCCGCCCAUGCCCACGGAUGGCUCCGUGCCCUACAUGCCUCCUGGAGGUUACUAUAUGGCGCCCGGCCCUCAUGCCCCCAUGGGCUACUACCCUCCCACCGGCCCCUACGCCCCUGCAGGAGGUCAAACGGCAACCGUCCUCGUGCCGUCGGGGGCAGCGACCACGGUGACCGUCCUGCAGGGGGAGAUCUUCCAGGCGGCCCCGGUCCCAACCGUGUGUCCGCACUGCCAGCAGGCCAUCACCACCAAGAUCAGCCACGAAAUCGGCCUCAUGAACUUCCUGCUGGGCUUCUUCUGCUGCUUCGUGGGGUGUGACCUCGGCUGCUGCCUGAUCCCGUGCCUGAUAGACGAGUUCAAGGACGUGACCCACACCUGCCCCAACUGCAAGGGCUACAUCUACACGUACAAGCGCAUGUGCUAGCAGCACCCGCCGGGCCGGGAGAUGCCCCCUCCCCUCGCGCUGCUGCCCUGACUUCCCCAGGUCCACGGCUUCCUUGCUUGUGACUUUC